AGUCUAAAGAUGGCGAAACAGUGACUCACAGUAUUGUGAUCAACAGUAAAGUAUGUAGUACUUCAACUGUGACGGUAGAGUAAUGGGACGUCGCUAUUUGCACACCGAUCUACACACUUUCAAUUGUCUCCGUUGAUUAAAAUCACGAUAAUUACUCUUUGUUAUCUUACCAUAUAAGGAUGACCUAAUAUAACCGGAUAAUAAGUUGAGAGUUACAGGAUGGUGUGAUUAAGUCAAUAAGUGAUACCAAAGUGGUCGGUCAACAUAUAUCUGAAAUGUACUGUUGUCAAAAGCGUUGACAUUUCAAAAUGUUUUCGAAGACUUUCGCAGCAGUAUUGGGAUUAUGCUUAUAUUCAGCUAAUUGUGAUGUUUAUUUUCAUACACCAAGAGGAUCCAAUGAUCGACUUAAUGAAAAUACCAGGAACAGGAAAAACGACAAAAGGCUGUUCGAUUCUCAGAACAAUAAUCGAGGGGGCUAUAAUGUUGGACCACAGCCCAUGAGUUACUAUGCUGGCUCAAAACUACAGAUAGAAUGGACCAAUCAGCAUUCAUGUUCUAAUGAGAACAACAAUUGUGAGUUGGUGCUACAGUACAUGUGUGGUCCAAAUGUCCGGGAUGGUACCACAACAGAUACAAUCAAGCUGAACCCUGCUGAUUGUGCCAACAAAGACUGCAAUACAGACACCCAGUAUGGGAUGCACGAGGACUUCGAUUACUACGCACAAUGCUUAAUGAGGCAACGAAACAUGGGGCUGUUUACUGCUGACCAGAAUAUGAAUGGGAACAGAAAGACAGCAGUUAGCACUCGCCAGGACAACAACGGGCGUAACAAUCGCUAUGGUUACGAGUGUACAGAGGAACGAGACUACUAUCCAUACUGGCACACCUCUCCUUGGAAGGAUAUUGCAAUAUUGACCAACAAUGUAGACCGAUGUCAGUUCUACAAGUCUGAGAGCGCGAAUGUGAAGUCCCGCUGGCAGUGCAUGUUCCAGACAGAUAAACUACAGGAGAUGUACAAGAACAAUGUGCCGUACAUACCCAAUAACAAGGAGGAAUGUGAGUCAUUCACAUACCCUCCUAAUGACCCAAAUGGUGUCCGUGGAGAAUGGAAGGAGCUCCCUGCCCAUGGGUUACCUGCACCUGAAUGUCGAGAGACCCAGUUUACACGUGACAACCACCUGGGGAAUGGUCUUGAUGGCAACCCUAACAGAUUCAACUGGACGUUGCCAAAUAUUGAUGAGGAGAAAUGUGUACUCCGGAUCAGAUACAACAUAUCUACCAAAGACUACGAUGGCUGGAGUACCGAUGCCAGCAAGAACUCAGACAAACCUGGAGAAGCCACGAAACUCGACCUCUCACAAAAAUAUGGCUUUCAGAACUCUGAACAGGCUCAAGGCCGUGGUUAUGUGUUCAAUGGAAACCCUAAUGUUAAGAUUUUUGAUGAGGGAGAUUUCGCAUUUCAGCUCGCAAUUGAUACGUCACAGUUUGGAAGAACAUUUCAAGAUAGGUCCCAUGUGUUUUCCAUCAAGAAGCGUUCUGCUGAACUUGCAGGGGUCAAUAUACACAAUGUGAAUGUUCGUGGCAAGCGGGGCAAUAUAGUGCAGGUGUAUCCAGCGGUAGAGUAUGACUUUGUCCCAAAUGUUCUGGAGAUACCACAAGGAGACUUUGUACACUUCCAAUGGAAUGGAGCAGACACUAAUCCCCAGAAUAACGAUGGUCAAGGACAGAAGGGCACUGAUCGCAAUAAUGCCUUAAGUCUACGUGACAAGAACUACCCGGAGGGAACCGGUGUGCAGUAUGGCCCUGCCCUCACACAUGGUCACUAUGGCAACAACUACCCAGCCAACAUCAGCCAAUCACAGUUCCUGGGUCUGUCACAGGAGGAUCUGCUGAAACUAGCUUUCCUUGAUCCUGGAAAUGGUGAGCUUGACAAGGACUUGAACAAAGCAUCUCCAUACUUUGACCUUGGUCCAAGGAAGGUAACACAGCUAGGAACGUACCACUAUGUGUCCACAAGGAAUAAUGACUUCAGUAAUCGUGACCAGAAGGCCCGCAUCAUGGUCACCGAUAUGGCAUUUACGGAGAAUGCUGUAGGGACACUUGGAGGGGACAUUGUGUUGCCACAUGGCCUUGGUACAGUUCACAUUGAUGAAGGUGUGUUCGAUGGGCUUCACAUGAUGAGGUUAGAGGUGUGGCCUAGAGGUCAGGGAGGGGUCAAGGUCACAGCUGCUAGAAAUAAUCUCCAGGCUGGAGAAGACUUUGCCAGUGAUUUCUUAGUGUUGUAUCCCGAAUCUAAACUUGCUCAAGCGGAGAAAUACAUGACUGUGUCACUGAAGAUCGAUGGCGAUGCUAGCAAUGUUGGCAUGUACCAUACUUCCUCCAAAAAUGGUUUCACCACCUGGACCAAAGUACAUUCCAAUAUCGAUGGAGAUUUUGCUCAUUUUAAAGCCAGCUCAGGUGGAGUGUAUGUGGCAAAAUCACACAGCCAUACUGUACUUAUUGUAGCACUGGUGGUCUCCAUUUCAGUUAUGCUAGGUAUUGUGUUCGGUGGGGUGUUGUAUUUUAGAAAGAACCCAACAAAAUGGAAGAAACUUAAAAGUGAAACCCAAAACUUGAAAAAGAAUUUUAAUGAUAAUAUUUAAUGAUUAUAUUCUUAAUACUUUCCAUCUAUUUAAAAAGAAUUAUUUUUGUCAGCAUUACCACAAUCAGUGUAAAACACCAACAAUUUUGGGAAAGGAGUCCACCACACUACCAAGUUACAAGUGUUAGGGGUCUUAAAGUCUAAAUCCAGGAAUCCAGCAUUUUAAGAUGAAAUUUAAUGUCAUAGAGAAAACAAAAGUAUUGAUUUAUUAAUGUUUUUUUUUUUAUCUAAUCAGAACUUAGUAAAGUUCUGAACUUUAUUAAGAUUGAAGAAACUGACAUGAAUACCAAAAGAUCUAAAAUAGUGUUAAUUUCUACUGUCUUCCAUGAACAGCAUGUUGUGGUCUGACGUACUGCCAAAAUUUAAAAAAAAUAUAGACACUUGGACACUCCACGAGUUCCAAACUCUGCCGCAAUAAACUAAUAAAAUUCAAUUGUUUGUUUCACAAGGAUGAUAUAUUGUAUUGUUUGAAAUGAUUCAUUGUUAAUCUACAUAACACAGGUAUGUCCAAUUUUACCAUACAAUUUUAUUCCUUGAACUCAGGAUAUGAUUGUAUUGACAUUCCUGACAUGAUCAUGUCCCGAUUCUUACUGUAGUGUUUAUUUUAUGUGGAUAAUUACCAAAGUAGACUUUAGCACAAACCGACGUACUCAUGUCCCGAUUCAUACUGUAGUGUUUAUUGUACAAGAAUAAUGACCUAAGUAGAUGUCCCGAUUCAUACUGUAGUGUUUAUUGUAUGAGAAUAAUGACCUAAGUAGAUGUCCCGAUUCAUACUGUAGUGUUUAUUGUACAAGAAUAAUGACCUAAGUAGAUGUCCCGAUUCAUACUGUAGUGUUUAUUGUAUGAGAAUAAUGACUAAAGAAGAUUUUAAAAUUAACUGACAUGAUCAUGUUCCAAUUCAUAUACAUUUAUGUUCCGAUUGAUACUGUAGUGUUUAUAGUAUGAGAAUAAUGAUCAAAGAAGAUAUAAGCACAAACCGACAUACUCAUGUCCCGAUUCAUACUGUAGUGUUUUUUGUAUGAGGAUAAUGACCAAAGGAGAUUUUAAAAUAAACCAACAUGAUCAUGUCCCGAUUCAUAUAUAGUACAUGUAUGUCCCGAUUCAUAUAUAGUACAUGUAUGUCCCGAUUCAUAUAUAGUACAUGUAUGUCCCGAUUCCUACUGUAGUGUUUACUGUUUGAGGAUAAUGACCAACGAUGACAUAAGUAUAAACCAACAUGAUCAUGUCACAAUUCAUACUGUAGUGUUAAUGGCUUGAGGAUAUUGACCAAACAAGACUUUAGCAUAAAAACGACAUUGUCAUGUCCUGUUUCAUACUGUAGUGUUUUUAUUGUUUGAGGAUAAUGACCAACACAGAUUUUAGCAUUUACUGGAGUGUUCGAGUAUUUGCUCACUUAUGUCUUAUUGUUUGUUAGCUUUUUGUCAUUUUCUUAUAUUUCAAAAUGUUUGUUUUUAUACUACAUUUUUUUAAUACUCCACACUCUUGCCAUGAUGUAUCUUUUGUUGCAUACUUGUAUGUAAAAUGUAUGUAUCUGCUGGUCAGUAUACUCUUUGGAAAUAAAGAAUGAAAUCUG
Molecule: messenger RNA, 4214 nt
Organism: Mya arenaria
Lineage: Eukaryota; Metazoa; Mollusca; Bivalvia; Myida; Myidae
Product: protein DD3-3-like
Exons: 14
Coding region: 309-2642 (777 amino acids)
Source: RefSeq, a predicted model, not a curated record